AUGGCCGAUCUCAAAAAGGUGCCGGUUACGAUUCUCUCUGGACAACUCGGCAGUGGCAAAUCGACCCUUCUGCGCCGGCUACUGACCAACCAAAGCCAGCUCAAGAUCGCGAUCGUCAUGAACGAAUUUGCGCAAACGGCUAGCAUCGAAGGGAAAUCCAUCCAGCUGACCGUUGCUAACGAGGGAACUCAGGUUCAAGAAUGGCUAGAACUAGAUAACGGCUGCUUGUGUUGCAGCGCCCAAGAUCAAGGAGUCCUGGCCAUAGAGUCUCUCAUGCAACGACGGGGCACAUUUGAUCACAUCAUUGUCGAAACUACAGGUAUUGCCGAUCCGUCUCAGAUAGCUUUGCUGUUUUGGAUUGAUUCAGCCCUCGAGUCUCUCCUCUAUCUUGAUGGGAUCGUUACGGUGGUAGACUGCGCACACUUGGAAAAGCAACUGGAAGAAGAAGCCACCGCCAAUAGUGGAACUGUGACCAAACAAAUAGCGGUCGCGGAUUCGUUGUACUUGUCAAAGAUCGACUUGGUAUCUGAAUCCAGACUCGAGCCGUUAAAACGGUUGAUCGAUUCCUUGAACGAUUCGGCACUACUGAGUCAAUCAGAUGACGAUCUAGAAAUGGUUUUGCCCAAGGUGCUCAGUCUGGAUUCAUUUUCAACCUAUCGCGGAUUGCCCCAGUCACUUGCGACGCCAGAGAGGAACACGGAAAACGUGGAUUCGAGCCUAAUGGCCAGGUUGACACGUCCAGUAGGCAACUCAACAGACCCGAGCUUUCGGACGACUCACGAUAGCUUUUCGACGAUUACCAUCAAUCUGCCUGCUUUCGCGAACGUCAACACCAGUGAUAGCAAGUUUGAUCGGACGUUCCGCAAACUACUCUGGGAGGGAAUUCUGGGCGAAGAAGGAGAGCCGCGUCCUGCCGAGCCGGGCUCAGAAAUUGGGGAGCCAUUAAUCCUUCGAGCCAAGGGCUUACUGAAAGAUAAUGACGGGAACUGGUUUAUUCUGCAAGCCGUCCGGGAAACUUAUGAGAUCCAGCCGGUCCAUCCUGAUGUUUUGAUGGAUGAACAUGAGCACCCCAAAUUGGUUUUGAUCGGCAAAGGACUCGAUACUCAGUUGGAACAGCGCUUCCUCAAAGAAAUAUCAUGA
Messenger RNA from Puccinia triticina, 1140 nucleotides. RefSeq lists its product as uncharacterized. The record is from RefSeq and is a predicted model, not a curated record. The transcript is spliced from 8 exons. Gene Ontology annotation, cellular component: cytoplasm. The coding region runs from base 1 to 1140 and encodes 379 amino acids. NCBI's taxonomy places the organism in Eukaryota, Fungi, Basidiomycota, Pucciniomycetes, Pucciniales, Pucciniaceae.